Pisolithus orientalis is the source of this 1027-nucleotide messenger RNA. Its product is annotated as rab-type small GTP-binding protein. NCBI's taxonomy places the organism in Eukaryota, Fungi, Basidiomycota, Agaricomycetes, Boletales, Pisolithaceae. Gene Ontology annotation, biological process: protein localization to plasma membrane; protein secretion; regulation of exocytosis. The record is from RefSeq and is a predicted model, not a curated record. The transcript has 6 exons. Bases 16 to 759 code for a protein of 247 amino acids. Gene Ontology annotation, cellular component: endosome; plasma membrane. Gene Ontology annotation, molecular function: GTP binding; GTPase activity.
UGUGGGAAUGCCCUCAUGCGGGUGUGUCCAGGGUGGGUUGAGCCGUGGGACCCCGUGCUCUUCCUUGAUUAUGUCAGCCGGCGGACGGGUUGCACAGGACUUGAAACCAAAUGCGUCUGCAGAAUAAUGCCUCCUCCACACUACGAUUUUCUCAUCAAGCUCCUUCUCAUUGGAGACUCAGGUGUUGGCAAAUCCUGUCUCCUUCUCCGCUUCUGCGACGACGCAUGGACUCCAUCUUUCAUCACGACCAUCGGUAUCGACUUCAAGAUUCGCACGAUUGAGUUAGAUGGAAAGAGAAUCAAACUUCAAAUCUGGGAUACCGCUGGUCAGGAACGAUUCAGAACCAUCACAACGGCUUAUUAUCGCGGCGCUAUGGGCAUCCUGCUCGUUUACGACGUCGCAGACGAACGCUCAUUCAAUAACAUUCGCACGUGGUACGCCAACAUAGAACAGCACGCGUCAGAAGGUGUAAACAAAAUCCUCAUCGGUAACAAAUCAGACUGGGACGACAAACGUGUCGUCACCAAAGAGCAGGGGCUGGCACUAGCCCAGGAAUUGGGUAUCGGGUUCAUGGAAACGUCCGCCAAAUUGAACGACGGCGUCGAAGAGGCUUUUUUCACUCUCGCACGGGCGUGCAAAACGAGGUUAAUCGACUCGCAGGCGGACGUCGCUGGCUCGCCAGGUAGUGCUACAAAUGCUGACGGAUCCGUCAAAGUCAACCAACCAGUUGCACACUCGAUGUCGACCUGUUGCUUAUGAACUCUGUCGCUCUACACGUGUUACACUCACUCUUACUCGUACCUAUACCUUAGGACAGUACGCGUGCAUCGAUUUUUAACCUAUCAUGAAGGGCUAGUCGAAUUCCAGUGUGACGGGGAAGCGAGGGGCCCGAAGAUCAAACUAUUGCGAGUACUUCCUAUCUACACACUCGUAAGUGGACUAUUGGGCAGCAUUCCAGUUCCCACCCCUCGUAUCGCUGUCGAGUAACUACUACAUCUUUGAACUCUUCCGUAUUUGCAAAGAUCGC